CUGAUUGUAUCUGAUUUCCUUGACGAUAGGUUCGGGCAGCAGCUGCGUUCGUCGCUGAUUAAAGAGUACGCCUGGCAUUACAUUGCCUAUGAGGACCUUAAAGAUGCGUUGAAGACGCCAUUUGAGACUGAACCGACGCCCGAAAACCCUUCGCCAAAACGCAAGCCAUGGACCGAAGAGGAUGAAAGACGGUUCGUUGCUCUGCUGGAAAGCGAGCUCGACAAAGUUUUUACCUUCCAGAAAGUGAAGAGCGAUGAGAUCGUUCGGCGCAUCAAGGCCAGCGAUAAAGAGGUGAGCGAGGUGGUUGGGCGACUGGACCAGGCCACCGCUGCUGGCGGGUCAGUGAGAAACCGACAGCCUCCUCCCUCCGACGAUGACUUUUUGCUGCUCGAGGAAGACCUCAGUGAUAUUAUUGCAGAUGUCCAUGAUCUUGCAAAAUAUACCCAGCUGAACUACACUGGUUUCCAGAAGAUUAUCAAGAAGCAUGAUAAACAAACCAGCUGGUGUCUCCGACCGGUUUUUGCUACUCGCCUGAGAGCAAAGCCAUUCUUCAAGGACAAUUACGAUGCCUUUGUGGUCAAACUGUCCAAGCUGUAUGAUCUGGUCAGGACAAAAGGCCACCCUGUGGAGGGAGACAGCGCUGCUGGUGGGUCGCAACAGAAUUUUGUUCGCCAAACCACCAAGUACUGGGUCCACCCAGACAACAUCACAGAGCUCAAGCUUAUCAUCUUGAAGCAUCUGCCCGUUCUUGUCUUCAAUGCGUCAAAGGAAUUCGAAGAAAGUGAUGCUGCCAUCUCUUCAAUAUACUAUGAUAAUACCGAUACCUGGGAACUCUAUACCGGGCGAUUGAAGAAGACAGAAGGAGCUGAAGCCAUUCGCCUAAGAUGGUACGGCGGAAUGGAGAAUGAUCAAAUCUUCGUUGAGCGUAAGACACAUCGCGAGGACUGGACUGGAGAGAAGUCUGUCAAGGCUCGAUUCCCGAUUAAAGAGAAAUACGUCAAUGCCUAUCUGGAAGGGCGUAUGACCGUGGAAUCUAUCUUUGAAAAGGCACGCAAGGAAGGGAAGAAGAGCGAAAAGCAGAUCGCGGACUGGGAACAGCUCGCUCGAGAGAUCCAGUACCGUGUUAUUACCCGACAACUCGUCCCCGUAAACAGAUCGUUCUACCAUCGAACCGCCUUCCAGCUUCCAGGUGACGCCAGAGUUCGUGUCUCCCUCGACACUGAACUGACUAUGAUCCGAGAAGACAACCUCGAUGGCCGUCAACGAUGUGGUCAGAACUGGCGCCGAAUGGAUAUUGGAAUCGACUACCCAUUCAAACAGCUCCCCGCCGCAGAUAUUGAGCGGUUCCCUUACGCCGUGCUUGAAGUCAAGCUUCAGACCCAAGCCGGCCAAGAGCCUCCACAGUGGAUUAAGGAGCUUACUUCAAGCCAUCUAGUUGAGGCCAUGCCCAAGUUUAGUAAAUUCAUUCAUGGAACUGCAACCCUCAUGCCAGAUCGUAUCAAUCUGCUCCCCUUUUGGAUGCCCCAGAUGGACGUUGAUAUUCGCAAGCCCAUCACUCCAGGAUUUGGUAUCGAACGUCCCGUUCAGUCUAACCAGUCAACCAGCGAUGACAUGCUAGAGAAUGACGAUUCUGACGAUGAAGGUGGUAUGCGGGUAGAUGGUGCUGAUGGAACUGCUCAGACAAAUGGUGCUGCUGGCAAUGGUAUGCAGUACCAUGACAGCCAGGCCAACGAGGCCAACGGAUAUACUGCAAAUGAGACCAACAACAUGGUUGCUCCUGGUAAUCUGCUUGAUAUUGAAGAACGUAUAGCCGCUGACGGCCUUCUUGGUGGCAAUGACUUCCCCUUAUAUGACUCCGAGGAUGAAUCUAAUGCUCAGGACGAGCUGGAGGAGGCCAGACAGGUUGGUGGCUUGCAGUACUACUAUAAGCUUACCAAAUAUAACCUCAAGUCUGCUGGGCGCAAUGCCAUCCAGUUCUUGAGCUAUCUCCGCCCGUUCCCCCAACCUACUGAGCUACCCGAAGGUGCUGGCGGUGGCCGCAACCGUCGUAUUCUAGGAGAUGACAUCCAGGUUAAGAGGUUCAAAGCUCCCAAGGGCAAGAGUAAGUUGUUGCGAACCAUCCGAUUCUCUUGGAUUUCUACUAACAUCAUUCCAGGAAUCCAUGUUCCAGUCCGAGUUGAGCCCAAGGUGUUCUUCGCCGUUGAACGUACGUUCCUCUCAUGGCUUGAAUUCUCUAUCUGGGUGAGCGGCAUUGCUCUCACGCUUCUCAACUUCGGGCACGAUAAAAUCAGCAUCAUCACUGCCUGGGCGUUCACCGUCAUGGCCUGUCUACUCCUUGUCUACAGCUUCCUGUUAUACAUGUGGCGAGUCGAUAAGAUCCGUAAGCAGCGAGACGUCAAAAACGUGUAUCAUGAGAAAUGGGGCCCAACUAUCCUCUGUCUCGGGGUGAUCGUCUCGGUCAUCAUUAACUUCUCUCUGAGAGCCAAAGCCGGCGGACUGUUCGGCCCUGGUGGAAGUGCCAACAACACCGGUACACUAGUGAUUGCCAGUAGUAAGUAG
Molecule: messenger RNA, 2559 nt
Organism: Trichophyton verrucosum HKI 0517
Lineage: Eukaryota; Fungi; Ascomycota; Eurotiomycetes; Onygenales; Arthrodermataceae
Exons: 2
Biological process (GO): polyphosphate metabolic process; vacuole fusion, non-autophagic; microautophagy
Cellular component (GO): vacuolar transporter chaperone complex; fungal-type vacuole membrane
Source: RefSeq, a predicted model, not a curated record